This is a messenger RNA of Drosophila serrata, 1342 nucleotides long. RefSeq lists its product as uncharacterized. Lineage: Eukaryota; Metazoa; Arthropoda; Insecta; Diptera; Drosophilidae. The record is from RefSeq and is a predicted model, not a curated record.
UUCAAUCCGAAAGCUUGCCGCGACUGCACGCUCAAAAAUAAAAACUCGGCAGGCGGAAAACAACAAAUAAAUACUCGUAAAAAAGUGCUAACACCCCGAUCAACGCUUAUUCACCUGGCAAAAAUAUACCAACGAUCGAGGGGCGCGUAACUUGUGCGUGUGUGAUAAGCGAAACCAAUCGACAAAGGAAGUGACGGAACCCGCAUAUAUCCAACAGAAUCGCAAAAUGGGCACCACAAAGAGUUUGGCAUUGCUACUGCUGAUGGUUCUGCUGCUGGCCGAGUCCCGAGCCAAGCCCUCGCAGGAUUUAACGGAGUUAAGUGAUCUGAGAGGAAAAGGAGCUGUAGCUGGAGCAGCAGCAGCAGGAAUCAUAGCAGGAGGAGGAACAGCAGGAGGAGCUGCUGAAGAUGUGUCCAAAAAUAAGACAGCUGUCGUAAAGGAUACCCCCUUGGAGUCCGAUUCUGCUGAGGAAUCGGAUGAACUGCCACGACAGGCUUAUCCCCACCGUGACGAGGAUCAAUUGAACUCUGCCACUAAUCUGGUGCUGGCCCACAACUACAAGUACGAUGUGGAGAUCCUGGAAUCAGGAGACGAGGAAGACGAGCACGAAAGCAGCUCGAAUGAUUCAGAGGAUCUGGAGGAGCGCUUUAAGGGGCACGGUGUGGUCUUCAGUACGGACACAGACACCUUUGCCUCUGAGAAUAUCGAGAUGACGCCGGUGGACGUGCAGGCGGGUGCUGUCAGUGAGGGUCACGUGCUCCUCGGCAUUGUGGUAAUGGUACUGGCCUUGGUCUCCCUGGCUCUGUACGCUGGCCUGGUGAUAUGGCGCUCGCACCUGGAGCAACGGUAUGGAAUGCGCGAGCGACUGGUGAACCGGGAUCUCGAAGAGGAGGAGGCAGCUGGCAUCGAUGAUGUCGAUUAUCACGUCUACGCUCCGACCACCACGCCAGCCACGCCCCGGGCGUAGUCCGGGUGCAAAUCUGGUCCGAUUUGAUCCGAUCCAGUGUGUGCUUACGCGACCUGGACUUGGCAGCGGAUUAAAGUGCGCACUCACGACUCGUGUCUAUAUGAAGAGCGCACUCUUCUAAUGAAUGCCAUAAAUUUCCACGACAAGCUGAAAAGCAUUCCACUUCCCAAUUACACUUUAAACGGUGAUGAUAAAGGUCGCCUGCCAUUACCGCCGAUUUCUUAGUAACUGGCGCAAUUGACAGCGCCAAUUAGUUUGUAAGUUUCUGUGAUAUUGUUCUAGAGAUUCUUUUGUACGUCCCUUGCACUAACAAUAUGCAUAGAGCCAAGCGUUUGUAAUCGAUAAUAAAACAAGUAUAUGUUAAUUUUAACCAAA